GCUAUCUAAUAUCAGUUUAGUAAUAGUUACGGCUCGUGAGUGUUGUGUAUUGUGCAGUGCUUGUGCGUAUGUAUAAAAUUACGAGAUAGACAAAUUAAACAAAAAACUAAUAUUUACACACCGUAGAUAGUAAUUAUGAUCUGUUCUUAAGCGUUUUUUCAUUAGAUAUUGUGGUUCAUGCAACACUAACAGAUUCACUAUGCUUCAACAAAUUCUAAAAGAUAUGUAUGUAGAUCCGGAGCUGUUGGCUGAACUUGAUGAAGCUCAGAGACAAACUCUAUUCUGCAGAAUGCGAGAAGAACAAGUUCGUCGUUGGAAACUUUGGGAUAAAAAUGAGGGUUCUAGAACAACAAGUUUAAAAAAACAAUCAAGUAAGAAAAAAGUACAUUGGAUGUUAGAUAUCAAUGGUGAACCUUGGACAUGGGUCAUGGGGGAACAUAAAAAUGAUAAAACCAUUGAGCAAAUUAUUGAAGAAGAAGCAAGGGAGGCUGCAAGAAUACAAGCAGAACAAGAGACUGAGCAAUUGAGAUUGAAGGUGGAACUGGAACUGAUGGCAAUGUUGGAAAACAAAACAAAGGCUCAGUACAGUACCCAGGAAGUUGUACAUCACGAUAUUGAAGAAAUUUACUGUUCAGUAGAAGACUUAAAAACUUGCACGGCUAGAAAUUCGUGCGUAACGGCUCAGCCAAUUCGCGGAGCAUUGAAAGAACUGUCAUUCAACAAAGUAUCCGAGCGCGUGAGAAAUUGGGAACAGAGGGUUAUGGAAGAACGUACUUCAGAAAUAUAUAAAAAAAUGAAAAAUAAAAAGGAGGAAGAAGAAAGAAAAGCUGAAGAAGCUGAUAAAAAACAAGAAAUCGUUUGGCGAGAACAAGAGCAAAGAGCUAAAGAAGCAGAAUUACAAAAACGACAAAUUGCACGGCAAGCUAGAGAAGAACAUAGACGGUCAUUGUUGUGCACUGAAAAUCAAUUUAAUAGUGUGUUAGUGCCAAACUCUUCUAAGCCGCCAAGUAAAAAAGCUGUUAUUGAAUGGUUUAGAGCUAAAGAAAUACCUAGGCGAGCGGGUUUUGAACAAAAUAAGAAUGCUAUAGCUACAUGGUUCCACGGCCUUAUUACGAGAAAAGAAGCCGAAGUUUUGUUACAUAAAGAACCAGUUGGUAGUUUUCUGGUACGAUUAUCUGAAAAGAUUUGGGGCUAUGCCAUAACUUAUAGAGAUUACGACUGUUGCAAACAUUAUUUAGUGGAUGCAUCCAAUGACCAUUAUCAGUUUUUAGGUACUAAUCAAAUACCUCACAAUACAUUAAGUGAAUUAGUUAGUUAUCACAGAAAAAAACCGAUUACCAAAACUGGCGAUGAGCUUUUGUUGACACCCUGUAAUCGAUCAUCUAAAUUACCUCCAUUAGUAUUUCAAGGACUAUUGAAAACUUAAGUUAUUCUGAUAAAAUGUUUUUUGUUUUAUAGUCUGUAUAAAUUUUUAUUAUAUUUUUAAGUUAUUAAAAACUACUUUCUUUUUGAUAAUUUAUUUCACUAUGAUUAUAAAUUUAUGUUUUAUAUUUAAAAACUUACCAUUUUAUAUUUAGUACCUAUAUAUGUAUACAUACAUGUAUAUACAUAAAUUACCUACUUAGUCAUAUGUUUGUUAUUUAUAUAUAUUUAAAUUUUAAUGUAUUUUAGUAAUUUAAAAACUAUUAAAUAUGUUUUUUUGUUCACUAUA
Messenger RNA from Daktulosphaira vitifoliae (grape phylloxera), 1711 nucleotides. RefSeq names its product SH2 domain-containing protein 4A-like. The transcript is spliced from 9 exons. Gene Ontology annotation, cellular component: cytoplasm. The coding region runs from base 200 to 1426 and encodes 408 amino acids. The record is from RefSeq and is a predicted model, not a curated record. Lineage: Eukaryota; Metazoa; Arthropoda; Insecta; Hemiptera; Phylloxeridae.